Messenger RNA from Falco peregrinus (peregrine falcon), 1673 nucleotides. It is a transcript of the gene VRK3, whose product is annotated as VRK serine/threonine kinase 3. The transcript is spliced from 12 exons. Gene Ontology annotation, cellular component: cytoplasm; nucleus. Lineage: Eukaryota; Metazoa; Chordata; Aves; Falconiformes; Falconidae. The record is from RefSeq and is a predicted model, not a curated record. Gene Ontology annotation, biological process: signal transduction; peptidyl-serine phosphorylation. Bases 64 to 1332 code for a protein of 422 amino acids. Gene Ontology annotation, molecular function: protein serine/threonine kinase activity; ATP binding.
CCCGCCCGCCUCUCCCGGCCCGGCCCGGCGGGGCUGCGCGCAUGCGUGCGCGGCGGCGGGGCCAUGGCGGGCCGCGGGCGGCGGGGCCGAGGGCGGCGGGGCCCGGGCGCGGAGCAGCGGGGCCCGGGCGCGGCCCGCGACGUCCCGAGGCGGAGCCGGUGCUGCCCGUGGUGCGGCCGCGGCCUGGAGCCCACCUUCCGCUUCUGCCCGGCCUGCGGCGGGAGGCUGCCCGCGGAGCCUCGGGAGGAGCCGGCCCCGGCGGAGCAGCCGCCCCCGCCCUCACCGCCGCCGCCGCCCCGGAGCCCGGCGGCCUCCCCCGCGGCGCGGCCCAGCUCCCGCUCGCCCCGCAAAGCGCGGCCGGGGCCGGCGGUGCCGCUGCCGGCCGGGACGGUGCUGGCGGACCGGGGCGGCGGGCAGUGGCGGCUGGGCCGCCUCCUGGAGCAGGGCGGCUGCGGGCUGCUGUACGAAGCGCAGUCAGCAUCUGGAGCCUGUCCUCAAAAGCAAAGAUACUCCCUCAAACUUGAUGUCAAAGAUGGCAAGAUCUACAAUGAACAGAAUUUCUUCCAGCGAGCUGCAAAGGCAGGCACAGUGGAGAAGUGGAAGAAGUGGCACUCUGUGCCAUUGCUGGGAAUCCCCAGUUGCGUUGGCUUUGGACUGCAUGCAGAUAGCUACAGGUUUUUGGUGUUCUCUGACUUAGGGCGAACUCUUCAGUCCGUCCUGAAUGAUGGCUUACACGUGCUGAAGGAGAAGGCAGCUUUUCAGAUCGUAGUCCGGCUGCUAGACUGCCUGGAGUACAUUCAUGAAAAUGAGUAUGUGCAUGGGGACGUCACAGCUGAGAACAUCUAUUUGAACCCAGCUGACCUCACACAGGUGACCCUAGCAGGCUAUUGCUUUGCGUUUCGUUACUGCCCAGGAGGGAAGCACGUGGCUCACCGUGAAGGCAGCAGGACCCCUCAUGAAGGCACGAUGGAGUUUAUCAGUCUGGACAGCCACAAGGGAGCAGGACCAUCUCGCCGGAGUGACUUGGAAUCUCUGGGCUACUGUCUGCUGAAAUGGCUCUGUGGCUUCUUGCCUUGGUCUGAUGAGCUGGACAAAGUAGAAACUGUGGUGGAGAAGAAAGAAAAGUACAGAGCAGAUGUGAAAUGCCUUCUUCAACUAUGCUUCAGGCAGAGAUCCAUUCCAGAUGCCCUACAGAGCUACCUGCAGCAAGUGAUGGCACUAGGGUACGAGGAGAAGCCUGACUAUGAGGCGCUACGGCAGCUCUUCAAGAAGCCACUGGAAAAGAUGAAAGCUUCAGCUUAUGACUCUGUGGAUAUCAAAAUGGUGCCCUAAAUCAAGAAAACAUGUACAGGAAAAGGGUUCAAAGCUUUCUGCAGUGCAAGGCCUUUCCCGCAGUUAUUUAACUUUUUCUACCUGUUUUAGAACUUAGAUGUUUUUUAUAAGUGUUUUCUUCCGAUUUUAAUGUGACCCACACGCUGAAUUUUGAGCUGCUGCUAUAACAAGUUAAUGUGAAGACACCCCUGCAUGGCAGGUCAUUGUAAGCAGUAGCUGGAGAACUGCUUACUGGGAGAAGGGUGAAGCCUGGCACAGAAUAACUAAAUCAGGGAUUGAUUUUUUUUUUUUUUUACUAUAGUGGUAGUACAUAGUUUUGUAAUAAACUUUGUCGACAAGCA